Raphanus sativus (radish) is the source of this 1551-nucleotide messenger RNA. RefSeq lists its product as uncharacterized. The record is from RefSeq and is a predicted model, not a curated record. Bases 1 to 1551 code for a protein of 516 amino acids. The transcript is spliced from 5 exons. Lineage: Eukaryota; Viridiplantae; Streptophyta; Magnoliopsida; Brassicales; Brassicaceae.
AUGGCACUAAACAAACCGGGCCCGGUUACUGGAGCCGAAUACGAGGCCAUCCAAGAAAUUUGGGGAGUUCUGUACGAAGCUAUCAUCGAUUAUCCGAAUGGGGAUACUCCGAAGAAUGUGAGACCGGGAUACUGUGGAGCCUUCAUGUGUCAUUUUCGUGAUGGCAUCAUGUCGUUUCCUAUUCCUUCGUUCCUACUUGAGAUUCUAGCGGAUCUGGGAUUGGUGUUUACCCAGAUUACUCCGACCUUCUUGCAAUAUGUCUUGACGACGUUUGUUUGGGCUAGAGAGGAAGGGCUGGAGUUUGGUUUAGCCGAGUUAAAGCAACUUUAUACUCUCAAGCGAAGCCGCUCGUUUAUUAGCGGCAUUCCCAAUAAAGACGUUAACUGGACGGACAAGCUUUUUGUCUUUAAGAUCGAUCCAGUGACGGUUGGGGAUUUUGACUUUUCUUGGAUCCCGACGAAGUGGAACGAAAAUGUUGGGGUGAAAAGGGUGGAGCCUCCUGCGGAACCUUCAGAUGCUAAUUCUGACUCCGUGCCCCCGAAACGGGCUCGGGGGACUCCGGAAAGACGGGUACUUCGAUCAAGUUCCCAGGCUGGGUCUCCGGUUGUUCUGGCUAAACCGGUCUCUGUGGUUCCCCCAGCUCACAGCGACCAACCGGAGUCUCGAGUUCCAGGUGAGACUUCUGGAGAUCCCAGCCCAUCGAGCUCGGAGCCUUCGAAGCAAGACCCGGGAGAAGGUACUUCACGGCUUAGGCCUAUUAAUCUCCCUCCUGGCUCCCCGAAGACGUUUUCGUACGACGUCAAUGUUCCGAUUCUGGAGAACCCUGAACAGCUUGCAUCCAUCUGGCGGAAACUAAGGAAUCCUUCUUGCGAGCUCCCUCUUUUGGAACAGAUGCGAGGUGGCGAUGCCUAUGUACAGAUGGCUGUUGCAAAUGCCAAGGCUAUGGAGGCUAGUAACGAGUACGCUGCUUUGAUGGAGGAGCGGUUGGCAAAUUUCCCUACCAGGGAAGAGCUCGAUGGCCAGCUUACUUUGAUCCAACAUUUGCGAUCAAAGUUAAGUGCGUCGCAGGCGAGCGAGCAGCAGCGAGCGAAGGAGGUCGAAGACCUGAAGGUGCUAUUAACGGCCAACACGGCGGAGAAGGUCGCGCUUGAGGAGGAGAAGGUCGCGCUUGAGGGGGACCUUGAAUCGUUGAAGGCGAAGUUCAAACGAGACGCUGAGUUACGAGACAAAGCAGCUCGGAGGAAGAAGCGAGCUGCCUGUCGGUUGGUAGCCAAGGGUUACGACGCUGCUCUUUAUACGGCGAGGGGGACUAUCCGGAGGAGGAAAGCCGAAAGCGCUGCGAAGAUACGCUUGCAGGAGGUUCGUGCGAAAAUCGAGGCUUUGACCGAGUACGGGGAAGACGGCUUUGAGCUCGAGGAGGAGCUGGAUCGUCUUAAGGGCCUAGAGACGUCGAUGGAGAUUGAUUAUGGCCUGGCGGUAGUGUCGGACGACUCUCUCAGGGGUCUCGACCUUCCUCAGGUCUCUGAUGAUUCCGUUAAUCUAGGAGGUUAA